Hippocampus zosterae (dwarf seahorse) is the source of this 1027-nucleotide messenger RNA. Its product is annotated as transmembrane protein 250. Lineage: Eukaryota; Metazoa; Chordata; Actinopteri; Syngnathiformes; Syngnathidae. The transcript is spliced from 2 exons. The record is from RefSeq and is a predicted model, not a curated record. Bases 278 to 697 code for a protein of 139 amino acids.
GUCGUGCAUUACUUUACGACACCAUGUGAUUUUCGGCAUGUUAUCGACGUGAUCGCAAGCAUCUGCAUAUAGUUUAACACAUACAAAAACGACAGUUGAUAACGUGACGCGGAGACUGUAUGUCACAAACAUAUUUUUGAAUUUUGGAAAAGGGCGCCGGGGUGUUGCACUCUGUGGAUUCUGCUAACAAGACAUCCAGCCACCGCAUGAUGCAAGAAGGGGCAGCCAACACGACAGACAAGACGUCGUCUGACAGGGGGCUCCUGUAGCCCCACCCAUGCCUGUGAUCCCCAUCCCUCGGCGGGUGCGCAGCUUCCAUGGCCCCCACACCACCUGCAUGCACUCAGCGUGCGGAGCGGCACAUCCCACCAAGCUGGUGCGCAGCAAGUACAACAACUUUGAGCUUUACGGUCGCUCACGCUGCAUCUACAGUUUCCUGCGCUUCCUGCUCUACUUCGGCUGCAGCCUGCUCACAUCCCUCCUCUGGGUGGCGCUGUUGGCACUCUUCCUCACGCAGUACGUAGGCGUGCGUGCCCUCCUGCGCCUGCAGUACAAGUUGUCUGUUAUCCUCUUCCUGCUCGGCCACAGACGCCUGGACUUCGGCGUCGUCAAUAACCUGUUCAUCUACAGCAUGCAGAUCACCAUGUUCAUGGUGGGUGGGCUUGGAUGGUGCUUCAUGGUCUUCGUGGACAUGUAGCUGGGAUGAAAGUGAGGCUCCGAGAAUUUGAAACACGGUCCAAUCCAGAUACUUUGGGGGCAGCUGGAAAUGUUCAGCAUUGCAAAGCUUGGUGGUUUUUCACCAGUUGUUUGAGUGUCAAAAAGUACCACUUCUGUCACUUUAACGUGUUUGCGGACUACAUGCUUUGAAGAUUUUUGUAACAGUUCCUCUGAGGUUUUUGGAAUUGCAUGUUGGACUGCUCAAAUGCUCUCAAAAGGCCUGAAGUUGUUCACCAGUGAACCCACUGAAUGUCAAAUGGAAAAAAAAGAUUUUACGUGCAUUAAAAUGGAUUCUUAACUGGAAUUAAAA